AUUCUAUUGAUUCAUGGAUAUCCUCAAACAGUUUAUGCAAUGCGUUAUCUCUUGCCCCUUUUUGCCGAGAAAGGCUUCUUUGUCGUUGCUCCAGAUUAUCGUGGAGCAGGUGGUAGCUCGAUGCCCUUGGGCGGUUAUGAUAAAAUGACAAUGGCAACCGAUUUACAUAAAUUAAUGGUUGAUAAACUUAAUGUUCAAGCUUAUUCUGUCCUCGGUCAUGAUAUUGGAAGUAUGGUAGCAACUGCUCAAGCUCUCAAGUUUAGAGAUCACGUUAAAGCUUUAAUCAUUAUGGAAUGUCCUCAACCUGGAACUUCAGUUUACAAAGCAUUCACUACCGAACCUGAAUUGACAUUGGGUCCAACAUUUCACUUCUUCUUCCAUCAUGCAGACAAUUUACCCGAACAAUUAACUUAUGGCAGAGAAGAUCUUUAUCUUCAACACCUUUACGAUCGUCUUUCUUACAAGCCUUAUUUCCUUACAAAUGAGGAAAGACAAGUGUACUACGAAAGUUUCCGAAGAUCAGGCAGGAUGAGAGCAGGUUUUGGAGUAUAUCGUGCGUUCAGACAAGAUGAUAAAGAUGUAAAGGAGAACAUCGCAUCAAAAGGCAAAUUGAGCAUUCCCAUCUUGGCUACCGGUGGAUCAGAAAGUGUAUUCUGCAAAUAUAUCGAACAAAUCGGUAAAGAGAUCGGUGGAAAUAUGCAAUUCAAACCUGUAGAAGAUGCUUCUCAUUGGGUUCCCGAAGAGAAUCCUGUAGGUUUGGCAAAUUUGACUGUCAAAUUUUUGCAAGAACAUAAAAUCGAAUGA
Molecule: messenger RNA, 804 nt
Organism: Meira miltonrushii
Lineage: Eukaryota; Fungi; Basidiomycota; Exobasidiomycetes; Exobasidiales; Brachybasidiaceae
Product: alpha/beta-hydrolase
Exons: 1
Molecular function (GO): hydrolase activity
Source: RefSeq, a predicted model, not a curated record